This is a messenger RNA of Armigeres subalbatus, 1632 nucleotides long. Its product is annotated as phosphorylase b kinase gamma catalytic chain, liver/testis isoform-like. Gene Ontology annotation, biological process: protein phosphorylation. Lineage: Eukaryota; Metazoa; Arthropoda; Insecta; Diptera; Culicidae. The coding region runs from base 811 to 1617 and encodes 268 amino acids. The transcript is spliced from 6 exons. The record is from RefSeq and is a predicted model, not a curated record. Gene Ontology annotation, molecular function: protein kinase activity; ATP binding.
CAAAUACUAUUCUUGAACUGGACUCUAUUCAAGGAACGAACAGCUCCUUCCAAAAGUGGUGUCGUGGCACGAGUUUUCGUGACUUCCGUGAAUCCUAACACUAGUAGAUUGUGGUGAAAUAAUUUAGUGAUAACAUUUUCCUUUUGUUUUGUGCAAGUGGUGAAAUUGUUCAACUGUGUAUUGGUGCGUGUCGUGCCCCUUUUUCAGUUGUUUUUAUUUGCUGAGUGUUCUGAUUUGUUGCUUUUGACAGUUCGCUUGUCGAGUGGUGCGCCACGAGAGAGUUUUGCUAACCGCAUUGGAUCCGCAUUCUCUUCUUUAGCUCGAUGUGUUUGUUUUAUUAACCAAUCUAAUGUAUGAAAUGCGAUUGGUGAGAGAGUGAUAGUUUGCGUAUCUCACCUCGCCGCCACGAACCCAUAUCAUUUACCGUGUGCUGGUGCCUCGUUCUCUGACCGUCACCGUUCAUCCAUUCCGUCCAUUCCGUCGAUUGCGGUGUUCGAAGCCAGCUCGUCGAAGCGCUUUAACCUUUCUGACAUUGAAACAGCUCGCGUUUGGCAAAACGCUCACUUCUCUCUGUGAAUCGGUCGCGGCCAGCAGCAAAUUAAUUCUUAUUCCGACUAAAACGGAAGUUAUUUCAUUACUUUUCUGGCGAGUCUUUGCUGGCGGAUCGGGAACGGAUGGUUCUGCUGUUGUGAAGUUUCCUAAACGUUGUUAAAACUCGUGUGGUUCUUUCCUCUCUGAAUAAUUUCGUUUUAAUCGGGCAACGUAAGUGGACGGCGGUGGCCACAAAGGAAAAUUAGCAGUUAUCGAAAGAUGGCCAAAGACGAGGAAGACGACCUGCUGCCGGAUAAAGAUGCGGCCAAAGGAUUCUACGCCAAGUAUGAGCCGAAGGAAAUUCUGGGCAGAGGCAUCAGUUCGACCGUGCGGCGCUGCAUCGAGAAGGAAACGGGCAAGGAGUUUGCGGCCAAAAUCAUCGAUCUCGGUGCGAUCGAUUCCGGAGAUUCCAAUCACAUGCUGGAAGCCACACGGCAGGAGAUCCAAAUCCUCCGGCAAGUCAUGGGCCACAAAUAUAUCAUUGAGCUGCAGGAUGUGUUCGAAUCAGACGCAUUCAUCUUUCUGGUGUUUGAGCUGUGCCGACAGGGUGAACUGUUUGACUAUCUGACCUCGGUGGUCACCCUAUCCGAAAAGAAGUCCCGCUAUAUUAUGAGACAAAUUUUCGAAGGCGUCGAUUACAUUCACUCCAAAAAUAUUGUGCAUCGUGAUCUUAAACCGGAAAAUAUUCUUUUGGACGACAGUUUGAACGUGAAGAUAACUGAUUUCGGUUUUGCUCGAAGGCUGAAGGACGGCGAAAAGUUGUUCGAUCUUUGCGGCACGCCUGGUUACUUAGCCCCGGAGACUCUCAAAUGUAACAUGUUCGAAGAUGCACCCGGCUACUCAAAGGAAGUAGACAUUUGGGCGUGUGGCGUUAUUAUGUUCACACUGUUGGUCGGUUGUCCACCGUUCUGGCAUCGGAAGCAAAUGGUCAUGCUGCGGAACAUCAUGGAGGGCAAAUACAGUUUCACCUCACCCGAGUGGGCUGACAUUUCAGGUGAGUUUUCGAUGAUCGUUAUUUGUUCAUAGUAUCGUGGUUUCAAU